Odontomachus brunneus is the source of this 4174-nucleotide messenger RNA. RefSeq names its product nuclear hormone receptor HR96 (gene Hr96). The coding region runs from base 539 to 2785 and encodes 748 amino acids. NCBI's taxonomy places the organism in Eukaryota, Metazoa, Arthropoda, Insecta, Hymenoptera, Formicidae. Gene Ontology annotation, molecular function: nuclear receptor activity; zinc ion binding; RNA polymerase II cis-regulatory region sequence-specific DNA binding. The record is from RefSeq and is a predicted model, not a curated record. The transcript is spliced from 7 exons. Gene Ontology annotation, biological process: cell differentiation; negative regulation of transcription by RNA polymerase II; positive regulation of transcription by RNA polymerase II.
AUCACGUGGGCCUAAUCACGAGGGCAGCUUGAUCACGGCAGUGGCGGGAGAAGAGGUAAGCUAGUUACUUUUCGUAGAUGCGUCGCGUUGUGCGGGUUAGGCAGCGAAAGGUCGCGCGGGCAGGGGGCAGGCAGUGGAUGACGACGGAAUGAGCGGAUUGUACGGCGGAUUUGUGCACAUCGGCGUGUUAACUGCUGGCAAAGACUCUUUUGUAGGCGCGUCUCGCGAAUCCCGGGGGGGCGUUGGACUGCGAACGUCGAGGCGCGAGCGACCGACGGAGAAGGAUGCUGUCGUGAAUACCACGGUAAAUAAUCAACCAGGACGUUAGAUAGUCCCGCGACCUGGCCUCCGGGCGAGAGGGAGAGGCGGGCCAUCGACACGACGGAUAAACGCGAUAAAACAAUGUUGUGAGUCACCGGAGCCGCUGGGAGCAAUUCUCCGCGUCGCGCGCGAGGUGACGGGCGAGAGGAGAGAACGAUGCCGCCUCUGCGUUAGAUAAGACAUACUAAUCGCCCGCGAGACCGCCGCCCCAGGAGCAAUGGACGAUGAACAGCCGGCGAGGGAGGCCAACAAGAUCUGCGGAGUUUGCGGCGACCGGGCGCUCGGCUACAACUUCAACGCGGUCUCCUGCGAGAGCUGCAAGGCCUUCUUCCGCAGGAACGCGUUAAAGAACAAGGACUUUCGGUGUCCCUUCACGGAGAACUGCACCAUCACGCCCGUGACCAGACGCUUCUGCCAAAAAUGCCGCCUGGACAAGUGUUUCAGUAUCGGCAUGCGCAAGGAGUACAUCAUGUCUGAGGAGGACAAGGUCCUGAAGCGCAAGAAGAUCGAGAAGAACCGCGCCAAGAAAAGAUCCCAGUCCGACAAUGUCAAAGCAUCGAAGAUCAAGAAAGACUGCAUGGAUAGCACGUUCGAGGACACGUCGAUGUCCGUCAAUUCGGUAGCGUCCACAAUGUCGGAGACGUACUUCUGGGAGUCCGAUCGCAAGUACGCGGACUUGGACGGCAACAGGCAGAACGUGGUGGAAAGCAUGAGUCCGGUGACGGCAGCCAGCGUGCCGAGUCCCUCCAGUCCACCUGAGAGCACGAAUAUCGCCGAGACGAAGACGCUGGACAUGCUGAAGGAGGCUGCUCAUGGCUCAAAGUCCAACUUCGUCAGCCGUACGAGACUCGCCGACUUCAAUGUGAUGCCUCAUAGCGUGGAAAAAGAUAAGGAUUCUCCCACGAGUUCAGGAAAGUACGAGCAGGACACGCUGGAGUUUAACUCCACGUUUGUCAAUACUAACGGCGAGUCGCCGAAGUACAAUUCUCAGUUCGAGGAGAACGCGUCUAGUUAUUUCAAGUUCGAGCAAAGUCACGAGCCGAACUCCAACGCGUAUGUCGUUCGCGUCUCGUUCACCGGCACGAGUCAGUCCGACUCGAGCUUAACGUCGCAGUCUAUCAAGGAAGAGGCGACGAUAUGUCAGAAGUCCAAAGAAACGUGUUCGAGCGGGAACAAUCUGGUCGCCAAGUUCAAGCAAGAUCCUGAAUUGCUCUCCAAGUUCAUCAGCAAUCCGAACUUGGUCGCGAAGAUAUUCCAAGACCAGCGAGUGAUCAUGAAGAUCAUGAUGGACCCCGAUUUGGCCACGUGCUUCGCGGCAGACCCGCAUAUCACGCAGUUCUUAAAGGAAAACGGCGCGAUCGAUGCAACCGACGAGCGCACUGACGAGUGUAACGUCGAAAUGGUACAGCAAUCGGAAACCCCGAAAAGUGACAGUAUCUCGAGUAGCAGCGGUACCACGACUAGGCUGAAAUUCAAAGGUAAUCAUGUGGAAAAUCCAAUCCUGACGGAUUUAAUCACGAAUCGCAACGCGGAAGAGUGUAAGAAUCAAAACUCGGAGUCCGUUACCAGCGCAGAUUGGAGUAAAAAUCCAGCCGAUGUCACUAGGGAUGUUCUUCAGGAUGUUCAGAGGAUACCGAUUGCUGCUAACUCCAUCGAGUCCAUUCUGUGUGAGGCUAUCAAGUUAGAAUAUUCAGCGUUUUCUAGUCUUGGCGUGAAUCAAAGCAGUAGGGAAUUAAAUGACGCCGAGAGAGCGAAAUUAAAUGAGCUGAUAGUUGCCAAUAAAGCAUUGUUAGCUCCGUUAGAUGACGACAUAACGAAUUUAGUCGGCGACGAGUGCAAAUUCAAGAAUAAUUUCGGACAAUCCGACCCAAUGCUGUUGGACGUUAUAAAUUUGACGGCUAUAGCAAUUCGACGGCUGAUAAAAAUGGCGAAGAAGAUAAACGCCUUCAAAAAUAUGUGUCAAGAGGAUCAGUUGGCUCUGCUGAAAGGCGGUUGCACGGAGAUGAUGAUCCUAAGAUCGGCUAUCAAUUACGAUCCGGACAAAGACAUGUGGAAGAUACCCCACAGCCAAGAGAGCAUGUCGAAUAUUAAGGUCGACGUUCUGAAGGAAGCGAAGGGAAAUCUAUACGCGGAGCAUGCGAGAUUCGUCCGGACGUUCGAUCCACGAUGGAGAGACGAAAACAUCAUUUUAAUUUUAAGCGCAAUCGCAUUGUUCACGCCCGAUAGGCCGAGAGUCGUGCAUGGCGACGUUAUUAAAUUGGAGCAAAAUUCGUACUAUUAUCUCCUCAGACGAUAUCUGGAGAGCGUUUAUCCUGGUUGCGAGGCCAGGUCCACAUUUCUCAAGUUAAUACAGAAGAUUUCCGAAUUGCACAAACUCAACGAUGAAGUCGUGGGAGUUUACUUGAACGUCAAUCCAUCGAGCGUAGAGCCGUUGCUUAUCGAAAUAUUCGACUUGAAGCACUAAUCAGCCGGUAAAGUGUCAUGUCAGUUUCGAUUUUCUGUUUAUGUAUAUUUUAAUUCAAACUAUAGAACUAGGAAACUCGCAUUACCGCCGGAACAUAUUCUUGGGAAUAUCCUAAAAAGAAAAACAGAAACGAUAUCAAAGGACUCGUUAGCUGAUUCCAAUAUUUAUGAGAGAUAUGAUCAUUGUAAGUUCUCUGCAUUGCCUCACUUGUAUAAACGAUAUAAUUUGUAACAAUACGAUUUUAAAUCUCUUCGAGCGAUAGAACGAAAAAUAUGUGUGUAGAACGUAGUUAAUUAGUUUGGUGUGAGACAAGAGGCCAAUUACACACGGACAUGUGAGCGAGACGCUCACGCGAGUCACACGUGAAAGCGAUAUAUCGAUGUUUAUCAGAAUUUAAUACCUCUCACUCUGAAACGAAACGCAUUUAUGCACGCGCGAUAUCUUUCGUCGGAAUAAACAAUGUCGAUUAAAGCAGAAUGCGCGCGCUCUGAUACGCGGUUUAAGAAUUAUUAACAGGAGUAGCAAUAUUUAGCUUCGCAAUAAGCACAUGCUAUAUCGUUACAUAUUUUGUGGAGUAUCUUUUGAGCUCUAUAUCAUUCUCAUUGCGUAUCCAAAGUAAACGUACGCGUACAACGACAGCGCAAUGAUUCCUAGAUGGCUGUUCCAACCAUGUUUCUCCCCCAGAGAGAUAGAGAUAUAUAUAUUUUUUUUAAUACUUCGGAGAAUCGUCAAACUUUACAUCUUAAGCAAGCGUGUUAUUUAUAUAACAAGGCCUGCGUUUACAAAAUCAAGAAUCUGCCGACUAUAAUCCGAUCGGACGUAUAGUGAUAUGGUACUAUAACGUAAUAUAGUACUGUAUUCCACACUUUUAUUAUUAUGGAUUACAUAUAGAGAUAUAUGUUGUUAAAGAAAUUCGUGCUUCGAAAGAAUGUAUUUUGAAGAAGCAAGAUUUUAAUGCAAAUUUUACGACAUAAAAUUACGAUAAUUUAGCUUUAACCAGAGUAUAUAUGUAAAUAAAUGCAAGAAGGGAUAUACUUGUACGAGUGUACGUGUUGUUGUUACAAUGUACACGAUAAAUUGUGAUAUACCCGGACAUAAAUAUAUUUUUCAAAAGGAUGUUGCACAUAACUACAUCGAUAAGUUCCUCGCGGCGUAGAUAAGGCCUUUCUACUACCGUAUAUUUAUUUAAUUUAUGGCAAUGAGAUAAGUGUUCAUGUGUCUCACUUACUGGGAUAUGAUACGUCCUCGAGUUUGUUAAUCAUCUGUGUUCAUUAUUUCUUGUCGGUAGAAGGCCGAGAAUGUACAAAAUGAUGAGCACUAUUACGGUGGUAGAGGCUACGAAGAAUAUCAAAUUGAGGAAAGAUAUGAAUAAAUAAAAGAAAACUUUAA